AUGAUUCAGAAGCAAGCUAGAUUGAAAAAUCAUCCGAACGUGGUAGCUAGUGAACACCUAAACCCCAACGAUCCACGACCCAGAGAUCCAAAGAGAGAAAGACCGAAAGACAAUCGUGUGUUCAAAACAAGAGCGGAUGACAUCAAUGAUGAUAAAGAGUUUAGUGUUUACAAUAAGAACGAAAGGUUCUGUUCAUUUCACGAAAGAAAGGGACACAAACUCGGUGAGUGUAAAGCCUUUAGUAAAAAGACUUUGGAAGAAAGAACUGAUUGGAUUAAGAAAGCCGGUCUCUGUUUCCGAUGCCUGGUCGGGAAACAUCGAGCGAAGCAAUGUAAGGAAAAUGUGAAAUGUGGGAAGUGUAAGAGCGAACGACAUCCAACAAUAUUACACAAAGAUAAGGUCGAGAAGCAAGAAAAACGAGGAGAGAAAUAA
Molecule: messenger RNA, 432 nt
Organism: Paramuricea clavata
Lineage: Eukaryota; Metazoa; Cnidaria; Anthozoa; Malacalcyonacea; Plexauridae
Source: the annotation of a GenBank genome assembly